CAAACCAGCAGCUCCUCCACCAGUAGCUGACACUGCUUCAGAUAGUGUUAUUGAUAGUAUUUAUUAUUUUACAAUCCUCUGAUUAAUUCGGAUUAAACAGUUGAAGGAGAGUCAUCUUAUAACGCAACAAAAUGGCAGACAAAAUUAAAGAUGCCAAGAUCAUCUUUGUUGUGGGUGGGCCUGGCUCUGGAAAGGGCACCCAGUGUGAAAAGAUAGUGGCAAAGUACGGCUACACCCACCUGUCAUCUGGGGACCUGCUCCGUGCUGAGGUGGCUUCCGGCUCCGAGAGGGGCAAGCAGCUCCAGGCCAUAAUGCAGAAGGGAGAGCUUGUGCCCCUGGACACAGUUUUGGACAUGAUCAAGGACGCCAUGAUUGCCAAGGCUGACGUCUCCAAGGGCUACCUCAUCGAUGGUUACCCCCGUGAGGUGAAGCAGGGCGAGGAGUUCGAGAAGAAGAUCGGCAAACCCUGCCUGCUGCUGUACGUCGACGCCAAAGGCGAGACGAUGGUCAAGAGGCUCCUGAAGCGCGGCGAGACCAGCGGCCGCUCCGACGACAACGAGGAGACCAUCAAGAAGCGUCUGGACCUGUACUACCAAGCGACAGAGCCGGUCAUUUCCUUCUACGAGAGCCGUGGCAUCGUGAGGAAGGUUGACUCUGAGCUGCCAGUGGACGAGGUCUUCAGCCAAGUGUCCAAGGCUGUUGAUGCACUGUAGUAAAACAACGUGACUAGAUGAGCUGUGUCUGGUUGUUCUUUUUAUUCUUUUUAUUCCAUCCGUGUCAAUAUCAUGAGGACAAAACAUGAACGACAACAUGACGAAACACAACAGGAGGCCACGACGGGUGAAAAGAUGCCUUAACUCCACUUCUACUCCAGCAAUAAGAAUCUACAAUUUUGAGCUCACGCGACGAUGAUUCCGCUUAAAGCUGCGUCUAUAAAAUCAAUUUGUUUCUUCAUAA
This is a messenger RNA of Limanda limanda (common dab), 957 nucleotides long. RefSeq names its product adenylate kinase 1 (gene ak1). Gene Ontology annotation, biological process: nucleoside triphosphate biosynthetic process; ATP metabolic process. The record is from RefSeq and is a predicted model, not a curated record. Gene Ontology annotation, cellular component: cytoplasm; cytosol. NCBI's taxonomy places the organism in Eukaryota, Metazoa, Chordata, Actinopteri, Pleuronectiformes, Pleuronectidae. Gene Ontology annotation, molecular function: ATP binding; AMP kinase activity; nucleoside diphosphate kinase activity. The transcript is spliced from 7 exons. The coding region runs from base 132 to 713 and encodes 193 amino acids.